Messenger RNA from Eimeria tenella, 723 nucleotides. RefSeq lists its product as uncharacterized. NCBI's taxonomy places the organism in Eukaryota, Apicomplexa, Conoidasida, Eucoccidiorida, Eimeriidae. The record is from RefSeq and is a predicted model, not a curated record. The transcript has 3 exons.
CUGGAUGCAAAAGAAGACAAUGUGCUCAUUGUCGGGUGCAGCAGCAAACCGAACUCCCCUGCUGUUGAUGCUCGCGCCUUGCUGCACUUCUUUGAGCUGCGGCUGCCGCUGCUGCCGCCAGAUCAGCAGCAGCGGCAGCAGCAGCUGCUGCAGCAGCUGCAGCAGAGGGGCAUCCAGGUGACGCUACCUUGCUUCUCUCAGCUCCUUCCACUGAUUGAGGCGACAGAAGGUCUCAGCGGCGGGUCUAUAGACGCCUGCCUGAACUCUAUAUGUGAGGGGGCCCCCAAUUUGCUGCAGAAGUUAGGGGCCCCACAGUUGUCUGCUGCAGGCAAGCAGCAGCAGCAGCAGCAGCAGCAGCAGCAGCAGCAGCAACAGCAGCAACAGCAGCAGAGAGGGACUCUGACGUCCGGCCAAGACAGCCACCGCAGCAGCAAGCAUCAAGGGUCUUUCUUGUCCGUGCCCCAAUCCUCCAUGGAGAGCAGCAGCAGCAGCAGCAGUAGCAGUAGUAGUAGCAGCAACAGCAGCAACAAGGCAACAAAGGGAACGCUGCUGCUUCUGCUAGAGGAGCUGAAGACGCAGCAGCAAAUGUACCCCUACACCUGGCGGCAGCAGCAGCAGCAGCUCGAGGCCUUCGCAGCGCGAGCGAGCAACAGCAGCAGCAGCAGCAGCAGCAGCAGCAGCAAAACGCAAGCGUCAAAAAAGAACAAAAAACAAAGAACUUAA